GCGGCCACCUUGUGUUUGCUUCACACAUUCCUCAAUUCAACAAUAAUGGCCAACCUCUCUCUACCCAACACGCUUCAGCUUCCUUUCAAACAAGACAUCCUCCAAUCCAAAAGGGUCUCCCCUGCACAACUUCCUCGCCAAAACUCUCAACUUGGCGUAUCAAAAUCCAUAGAUUUCGAAAGAAAAACAUCCACCAGUGCCAUACCUCGUGUCUUGUCCAAAGCAAGCGAGUCAUUAACAUCCACGAUCACCAAGCAUGAAAAAGAACAAGACUAUAAUUCCAAUACAAACACCAAAGAACCAGAGCGAAAACUGGCCGAUGAGUGGAGAGAAAUCCAGGGAAAAGAUGACUGGGUCGGCCUUCUUGACCCAAUGGAUCCACUCUUACGAUCAGAACUCAUCAGAUAUGGCGAGAUGGCACAAGCUUGCUAUGAUGCUUUCGAUUUCGAUCCGUUUUCAAAAUAUUGCGGCAGCUGCAGAUUUAUGAGUCACAGGUUUUUCGAGUCUCUAGGAAUGACACGACAUGGAUACGAGGUCACUAGAUACUUGUAUGCCACAUCAAAUAUCAACCUUCCGAAUUUUUUCAAAAAAUCUCGCUGGCCUAAAGUUUGGAGCCACUUAGCCAAUUGAUUUGGAUACGUUGCAGUUUCCAACGACGAAACAACAAAACGUUUAGGCCGCCGUGACAUUACUGUUGCGUGGAGGGGCACGGUGACACGUUUAGAGUGGAUUGCUGAUUUAAUGGACUUUCUCAAGCCAGUCAAUGGUAAUAAAAUCCCGUGUCCGGAUCCCACUGUUAAAGUCGAAUCCGGAUUCUUGGAUCUUUAUACGGACAAAGAUGAGAAUUGUCGGUUUUGUAAAUAUUCAGCUAGAGAGCAGAUUUUAGCGGAGGUUAAAAGGUUGACUGAAAUGUAUGCUGAUGAGGAAAUGAGCAUUACAAUUACUGGUCACAGUUUAGGCGGUGCUCUGGCUAUGCUAAGUGCAUACGAUAUCGUGGAAACGGGUUUACAUGUGAUGCAAGAUAGUCGGGCAUUGCCUGUUUCUGUGUUUUCCUUUUCGGGUCCUCGGGUCGGGAAUGUUAGGUUCAAGGAAAGGAUUGAAUCAUUGGGGGUUAAGGUUUUGAGGGUGGUUAACGUGCAGGAUGUGGUGCCUAAAUCACCUGGAUUGUUUUUUAAUGAACAAGUGCCGCCUAUGUUGAUGAAGUUGACUGAGGGAUUGCCAUGGUGUUACUCGCAUGUUGGAGUGGAGCUGGCUCUGGAUCAUAAGAAUUCGCCAUUUUUGAAACAAACGGGCGACCCGGUUUGUGCACACAAUUUGGAGGCUCUUUUGCAUUUGCUUGAUGGGUACCAUGGAAAAGGGCAGAGAUUUGUUCUGGCAAGUGGAAGGGACCCUGCAUUGGUAAAUAAGGCGUGUGAUUUCUUGAAAGAUCAUUACUUGGUUCCACCAAACUGGAGGCAAGAUGAGAACAAAGGUAUGGUGAGGAACGGUGAUGGUCGUUGGGUGCAACCUGAUCGCCCGAAGCUUGAUGAUCACCCUGUCGAUACGCACCACCAUCUCAGAAAACUGGGCCUGGCAUCUGAACACUAAGAAUUUCCACCACCCUGACCACAAUACAACUUGGCAAUGGCCUGAUUGAUUAUUUCAUUAUUUGUAGUUACAAUUAUGUUAAUGAUAAUUAAUUUUCUAGACAGCUAGCUGAAAUAUUGCUGGGAUCAAGUAGUGAAUUGUUAGUUUAAUUUGCAACUCGAGGAGAUCUUGAAAUUCAUUAAAUUCCUUGAAAAUUUAUACAAUGGCUUAAAACUGAGCUGAUCGAGGCUGUAAGGAACUAUUUGGGGUAUUAAAACAGUCUUUUUUUUCUUGAAUUCAAGUAACUCAAUUA
This is a messenger RNA of Populus nigra (black poplar), 1879 nucleotides long. RefSeq names its product phospholipase A1-Igamma1, chloroplastic-like. The coding region runs from base 742 to 1587 and encodes 281 amino acids. Gene Ontology annotation, molecular function: glycerophospholipase activity. Gene Ontology annotation, biological process: lipid metabolic process. NCBI's taxonomy places the organism in Eukaryota, Viridiplantae, Streptophyta, Magnoliopsida, Malpighiales, Salicaceae. The record is from RefSeq and is a predicted model, not a curated record. The transcript is spliced from 2 exons.